GGGAAAUAAAAUCGUUGCUUAAAUUUUGUAGGAAGUCGUAAAGAUAAACGGGCACAAGUCAAGCUAAUUUUCUAUGUCUUUAAGACUAUCACUUUCACUUCCUUUUUUCUCCUUUUCCCCUCAUCUAUUGAGCUCAAAUUGAGUGUGGAGUCACCGUAUGCGGUGAUAUCUACACUAUAUAUCAUCAGUAGUAUCAUCCUACCUUUGCGCUUUGCAUAGCGCAACCGGCAAUUGCCAACAUGGCGCCCAUUUCAACUGCUGGAGAGGCAGUGGCAAGAGUCGCCUAUCUUACUAGCGAUGUCGUUGUUUCCGUCCAGCCAUCCCUACAGACAGAUUCUUGGUUUAGCAAGCCGCUGAAAGCUCUCAAGGAGGGAAAGAAACACAGUAUUCUGCCCACGGGCGUACCUGACGUGGUUUCCGUACGGUACAACGAAGACCCUCUUCUCUCUGCUUUCCACCCUUUACAGAAUGGCAGUGCGGUUUCCGUUGUCUCUAGUUCCUCUGUCCUACUCUCUUCUAUCCCCCACCUCUACCGCUUGGCGAACUCUCCCGUUGUUAUCCAUGUCGCCUUGGAGCCUUCUCCAUUCCCAGAUUACUCAGUAAUCAGCUCGAUACGGCAGUGUGGCUUCACAUUUUUACAUUCAGAGACCAUUCAGGAGGCACAGGAUAUCUCUAUCACUGCCCAUGCUCUGGCCCGCAAGUCCGGCAAAGGUGUCAUUCAUUUUUUUGACCCUGCCAAUUCUGCCCGCGAUGAGCCUAUUGCGGAGGAGGAUGUGAAUGUCGUCCAGAGUAUUCUGAACUUGGGUGGACAUCAUGCUACUCAUUCUACGGGUCUUGGUGCCCAGACAUUAUACACUGAUUCCGGACGAGUGGCCACGGUUUCUGAUGAAGUUGUAGAGAACACUUCGAGGACUCCUGAGGGCGCUGCUACACCUGCGCAGCAAUCUCAGGUCCCAUUGAGCAUCAGCGUUGACACUUCUUCCGUUGGCUCCUCAAGAAGGGAUAGCAGCGCAGAUAGCCGUGCUACCAGCUCCGCCGCCACAACCGUGGAUGCUUCUUCUGUUCGGCCGGUGAGCGCCUCGGACAUCUUCGAGUGGACUGCUCAGAUAUGGCGUAACUUAUCCGCCUUGGUGGGGCGCAGCUACCGUGCAAUCGAGUAUACUGGUCCGUCGGAUGCCAAAUCCGCUCUUUUUGUCUUUGGCUCCACUGGAGUGUUCGUAGAUGUCCUAUCUAGGGAAGAUACCGCCAGUGAACUCAAGAACGUCGGACUUAUCACUGCGCGUUUGUACCGACCAUGGGUAGGCGGUCAGGUUGUGAACUCCAUCCCAACCUCGAUUGAAAAGAUCGCUGUCCUAGAGCAGGUCCGCAAGACCACAAAAUGGGGCCCUUCGUUCAUGGAUCUGUUGUCGAGCUUGACCCCUGCUACUGGUAGCGGACGCACCCCCCAAAUUGUUGGCUACAGACUUGGAUAUGUUGAGCCCUCUACUGCAAUCCAGGCCCUCCGCGGUAUUGUCCAGAACUUGGACUCUGCUUCUCCUAUCCAAAACCUUGAAGUCGGUAGUUCCAAGGUUCCGACGCUUGAAACUGCCCUGGAGCAGCCCCACAUUGAGAAUGCCUAUCUGAAGAUCCUUAACCAGCUCUUCGGGGACCGUUUGCAUAUUGCCAACCAAUUGGAUUCGAAGCACGCCGGUGUUUCCUCCACCAUUGCAGCCAGCCCCGAAUAUGGAUUUGGUUCAUUGAUUGCCAGAAUGGAACACCGUCGCCGUUUUGUGCGGGAGGUCGAAGAAGCUUCGAAGGCUGGCAGCUUUACUACUGAUGCCCCUAAGUCAUGGUUGUCAAACUGGGUUCUUAGUGCUGGAGACGCAACCAAGGCCAACAAACUGGCUCCAGACGUCAUCGAUCUCCUGUCCAAGGAUGAUUCUCAGUUGUCCAAAAAACUUUUAGAGUCCAAGAAACUGUUCUACAAUGAAUCUUUAUGGCUCGUUGGCUCCGAUGCCUGGGCUUAUGAUCUUGGAAACUCUGGUGUCCACCAUGUCCUGGCCUCCGGUGCUAAUGUCAACAUGCUCGUCAUCGAUUCUCAGCCUUACUCAGAGCGCACCGCUGCUGAUCCCACGCGUAGAAAGAAGGAUAUCGGUCUUUACGCCAUGAACUACGGCAAUGCCUACGUUGCCUCAGUUGCUGUGUACGGCUCCUACACUCAGGUUCUCCAAGCGAUGGCCGAGGCUGAGCAGUUUAAGGGUCCAUCCGUCGUUGUUGCAUAUCUGCCGUAUCACCAGGAGGACGACUCUGCCUUGACCGUUCUUCAGGAGACUAAGAAGGCUAUCGAUCUUGGAUAUUGGCCUUUGUACCGCUGGAACCCCGGAAACGACGAGAACGCCGAGCCCAAGUUCUCCUUGGAUUCGGAACGCAUCAAGCGUGAACUUGAAGAGUUCCUCCGAAGGGAUAACCAGCUUAGCCAGCUUAUGAAGCGUUAUCCUAAAUUUUCUUCUGCCCUCUCUGAGUCUUACGGCACUGAGGUUCGGGCCCUUCAGAAGCGCAAGGCUAAAGACUCUUAUGAGAAGCUUCUUGAAGGUCUUUUUGGCGCUCCUCUGACUAUUCUGUUCGCAUCAGACGGUGGUAAUGCUCAGAAUCUAGCAAAGCGUCUUGGAAAUCGCGGCCGUGCCAGGGGUUUGAAGACUAUGGUUGUGGCCAUGGACGAUUACCCACUCGAAGAUCUGUCCACUGAGGAGAAUGUGGUUUUCAUCACCAGCACUGCAGGCCAGGGAGAGUUUCCCGUAAAUGGCCGUGGUCUGUGGGAGUUCGUCAAGAAUUCUGGUGAUCUGGACUUAUCUACCAUCAACUACUCUGUUUUCGGUCUUGGUGACAGCCAUUACUGGCCGCGCAAGGAAGAUAAGAUCUACUACAACAAGCCAGCCAAGGACCUUGAUACCCGCGUUGCCUUCCUUGGUGGGCGUAAGCUCACAGAUAUUGGCCUCGGUGAUGAUCAAGAUCCAGACGCUUACCAGACCGGUUACUCUGACUGGGAACCACGACUUUGGCAAGCCUUGGGCGUGGACAAGGUCGAGGGUCUACCUGAGGAACCCGCGCCUUUGACGAACGAGGACAUCAAAAUCCAGUCCAACUACCUUCGCGGUACUAUUGCUGAGGGUCUGUUGGAUGAGACUACUGGUGCUAUUUCUGCAAGCGACCAACAAUUGACCAAGUUCCACGGCACUUAUAUGCAAGAUGAUCGUGACGUGCGCGAUGAGCGCAAAGCCCAAGGCCUUGAGCCCGCCUACAGCUUCAUGAUCCGUUGCCGGCUUCCCGGUGGUGUUGCUACCCCUCUUCAGUGGCUGCAGAUGGACGCUAUCAGCAGCUCACAUGGUAACGAGACCAUGAAACUCACGACGAGACAGACCUUCCAGUUCCAUGGUGUCAUCAAGCGUAACCUCCGGGGCGCCAUGCGUGCUAUCAACAAGUCACUCAUGACUACUAUUGCGGCGUGCGGUGAUGUCAACCGUAAUGUCAUGUGCAGCUCCCUUCCAGAGAUUUCUUACUUCCAUCGCGAAGCGCAUGCCGUCGCACAGAAGAUCAGUGACCAUCUUCUUCCCUCUACUACAGCUUACCAUGAGAUUUGGCUGAAGGAUGACGAUGACAAGAAAGUUCAGGUCGCAGGAGAUGCUAUUGUCGAUCACGAGCCCCUCUAUGGACCUACAUACCUGCCUCGUAAGUUCAAGAUUACAAUUGCAAUCCCUCCUCACAACGAUACCGAUGUGUAUGCGCACGAUAUUGGUUUGAUCGCCAUCAAGGGAUCCGACGGGCAUUUGGAAGGUUUCAAUAUUCUCGCUGGUGGUGGUAUGGGUGCCACUCACAACAACAAGAAGACAUAUCCCCAGACGGGCCGCAUGUUCGGAUAUGUACCUGCCGAUCAGGCUCACAUUGUCUGUGAAAAGAUUAUGCUUGUCCAGCGUGAUCACGGUGAUCGGAAAAACCGUAAGCAUGCACGUCUGAAGUAUACAAUUGACGACAUGGGUGUUGAGGGCUUCAAGGAGAAGGUGGAGGCCCUCCUCCCAGAUAACUUGCGGUUUGCUGAACCUCGUCCGUUCAAGUUUACUUCAAACGUUGAUACCUUUGGCUGGCUGAAGGACGAGAAGGGCCUUAACCACUUCACUUUCUUCAUUGAGAACGGACGUAUUGAAGAUACUGCCGACUUCCAGAUGCGUACCGGCUUGCGUGAACUGGCAAAGCUUGACAAGGGCGAGUUCCGUCUCACAGGUAAUCAGCACUUGAUUCUAUCGAGCGUCAAGGAUGAGGACCUUCCCCCUAUCAAGGAAUUGAUGGCCAAGUACAAGCUCGACAACACCUCUUUCAGUGGUAUGCGUCUUUCCUCCUCCGCCUGUGUCGCUUUCCCCACUUGUGGUCUAGCGAUGGCCGAGUCUGAGCGCUAUCUGCCUGUUCUUAUCUCUAAGCUCGAGUCUACCCUGGAAGAGGUAGGCUUAGCUAGAGAAAGCAUUGUCAUGCGUAUGACAGGUUGCCCGAACGGCUGUGCCAGGCCCUGGCUCGCCGAAGUUGCCUUCGUCGGUAAGGCGUACGGUGCUUACAACAUGUACCUCGGCGGUGGCUACCACGGACAGCGCUUGAACAAGUUGUAUCGCUCAUCUAUCAAGGAGGAUGAGAUUUUGGAAAUCAUGAAGGGUCUCCUCAAGCGGUACUCUCUCGAGCGUAACACUGAUGGUGAGAAGCCUGAGAGGUUCGGAGACUGGUGUAUUCGUGCGGGCGUUAUCAAGGCAACGACUGACGGACAAAACUUCCAUGAAGGAGUCGCUGAAGAAGACGAAGAUGACGAGUAAAAAAUUAAAUUAAAGGAUGAUAAAGGGGCAAAAUUCUUUGGGUUAUUUUUUGAACUACGUUUUGAUUGUCAUGACCAUCUAAAGUUACGUCGCUUGCAGCAUUUAGAUUCCACGAGUUCCAUUUGAGCAAAGCUUCAUCUGGCUAGUGAUUUGCUCUGUUCUUAAUCAUGAUCACUUACCCUUACUUCUGUAUACUCCUGUAUAUGCCUGCUGUUUUAAGAUAAUGAGUCACGGAUCAGAUUCCAUUAAUCUUCAUGUACUAUGUUGGGGGCGAUAAGUUGGCUCCAGUGUAUUAGCUACCUAAUUCAAGCGUCAUUUUUA
Molecule: messenger RNA, 5150 nt
Organism: Aspergillus alliaceus
Lineage: Eukaryota; Fungi; Ascomycota; Eurotiomycetes; Eurotiales; Aspergillaceae
Product: sulfite reductase (NADPH) subunit beta
Exons: 4
Coding region: 240-4829 (1529 amino acids)
Biological process (GO): sulfate assimilation
Cellular component (GO): sulfite reductase complex (NADPH)
Molecular function (GO): sulfite reductase (ferredoxin) activity; iron-sulfur cluster binding; FMN binding
Source: RefSeq, a predicted model, not a curated record